Bicyclus anynana (squinting bush brown) is the source of this 10619-nucleotide messenger RNA. RefSeq names its product high mobility group nucleosome-binding domain-containing protein 5. NCBI's taxonomy places the organism in Eukaryota, Metazoa, Arthropoda, Insecta, Lepidoptera, Nymphalidae. The transcript has 11 exons. The record is from RefSeq and is a predicted model, not a curated record. Bases 166 to 1839 code for a protein of 557 amino acids.
AUUUCCAAUAAUACACUGUAAUCUUUGAUUGUGUGUGUAACGAGUAACGACGCUUUCAUCCCAAACAUUCGUUUUCCUUCAUUAAAAUCAUUUAUAAAUCAGUGUUAAUUAUAACAGUGUUUUAUAAGAAAACAGGGUGGAUAUUUGUGCAUAAAACCGUGAAUCAUGAGUCAGAUAGUAACGCGCAAGGGGCCUAUUGGCGAGGAAAAGGAAAAAGAUAAGAGGCAAACGAACAGCCCUGUGAAAGAAAUGAAAAAGAAGAUAGCAGCAAACGCAGAGAAAGAGAAACAAGCGGCGGAGAAAAAUACAGACAAAUCAGCACAAAACGAAAAAGACAAAAAAGUUGAGAAGGCAUCUGAAAAGACAGACAAAACUGCUGAAAAAUCCGACAAAAAAGAUAAAUUAGAUAAGAGCAUUGACAAAAAAGACAAAUCAGAGAAAAGCGUAGACAAAAAAGAAAAGUUAGACAAAAGCUUAGACAAAAAAGACAAAGCGGAGAAAAGUGGCGAUAGCAAAGUUGCAGAGAAGAAAGAAAAUGUAGUAGAAAAGGAAAAGAGUACAGAUAAGAAGGAAGUGGAAGACAAAAAAGAAGACAAGAGUCAAGACAAGGAGAAGGAUGCAAAGGUGGAAACAGAAGACAAAUCCAAGAAGCCAGAGACAAAAGUGAAAGAGAACGGCGCAAAAGUCAACGGGGAACAGAAUGGCGACACGGUGAGUUCGGAGGACGAGCUCCAGGAUCUGGAUGUGGACCAGGAGAGAGACGAGAUGUUCCCAGAGCUGGCCUACGAGGACUCUGACGGCGAGUGCUUCGAGCCCCCAACUCCUGAGGGUCUGCCAAGUCGCAGCUACACCCGGAGGUCGCAGGUGAAGGCGACGCGCACGCCGGAGACGCCGCGCCCCGCCUCGGAGAAGCUCGCCGACAGGGACUACGUGCCCGACGAAUCGAAACUGCUGAAGUUAAAAGAUGACGUGCCCGCCUCGGACCGCAAGCUGCGCUCGGCUGACUCGCCCAAACCACACGACAAGAAGGAAAAGUCUGAAACUGGUGCACCUGAGUCAACCGAUAAGGUCGCUAUACCGGUCGUGAUCCUAGAAGAAUGUAGUGAAGUGGAGAAUAAAAUGGAAGAUACAGAGAGUAAUGCGGAAGAGAAGACGGAAAGGGAGAUUGAAGUGGUCUUAGAAGUUGAAAAUGAAGACGAGGGCCGCGUGAAGGCGGACACCAACUACUCCAAGUCGCGCGUCAAGGUGUCGCCCUACAGACGCAGCGCGCGCCUCGCCGACAACACCAACACGUCGCUGCUGGCCAACUAUACAGGCAACAACACAACAAUGGAGAUGGACAUCACGGAGACGUCGUCGUUCCUGGCGGCGGAGGCCGAGAGCCCGUACCUCAGCGGGCUGCGCAGCAUCCGCGGGCGCCGCUCCUACAAGCCGCUGCGCGAGAUGGCGCUGCGCAGCAUCGGCGCCGACCGCAGCACGCGCUCCACCCCCGGCGCCAGCGUAGCGGAGCAGCCGAGCCGACCGACGGGCACGGUGGUGGGCCGCAAGCGCAAGCCGUCGCGCGACGACGCGCCGCCCGCCGACGAGGAGCGCGGCAAACGCGCGCGCCUGCUCGAGCGCCUCGCCAAGCCCUUCCGCAUGGCGUCCACGCCGCUGCCGGCCAGACGCGCCGCUGAGAUCGUGGGCAUCAACACAGACCUCCCGCUGAGCGCACCGGUCGCGUCCACAGAGACCUUCGACCCGGAGGCCAUCAAAGCCCCCGGUGUCAUCCCCGUCGAGCCCCCCACCCCCGUCAACCCCCACACGGAGCGGGACUCCAAACGGUGUGUUGUCAUGUAAGUUUAACCAUACCGCCUUAACCAAGGGAUCUACUGACAGAAUGUUUCUCGGAAAGGGAUUCAUCCUCCAUAAUUACAUCCCCCACCGAUUUCUAUACUCUCUCGUUCAUCCUUAAUUGUGUUGUAUAAAAAAAUUGAGAAAGGGACAAAAUUAUGUAAAUAUUUUCAUCCCCAACAGGAUCAUAUUGAAUUCUAUUUUAAAUCAUUCAUAAUAGAUGUUGUAUAUGUAUCCAGUACUGCCCUGAUAAAUGGGACGAAAUUAUGUAAAUAUUUUCAUCCCCAUUACGAUAAUAAUAAAUUAUAUUAUCAAUAAUUCACAAUAGAUGUUUAUAUAUGUUUAUAGCCAGUACUGCCGUGUAAUUUAAAAGAGUUGUACUCCUUAGAAGUGAUACAUAGCAAACUAUUUACAUAUAAACCCGUCUCUCAUCCCUUAAUUUAAUAUUGCAAAAAAUUUCAUUCCCGUUCAUCCCCAUAUUAUUAACCCCACCGAUCUUGGUUCACCCAGAAAAGUUUUAGUUUUUUAUAACUGUAAUAAAUAAUAAAUAAAUAUAUUAACCAAAAUCAUCCCCGUAAUCUCCUCGUUAUAUUAUUUGAAAAUUUAAAAGAAACUCGAUCCCGUUUUUGCAAUUUUUUCAUGAAACAUUUAUUAUUUGUGAUAGUGAAUCGGUUAUUAAUUAAUUAAGUAUAAUCAUUAGUUAAAAAUGAAAAAAAAAAACAAUCAAGAUCAAAGACAUCAAUCAUUAAUGUAUAGCUCUCAUUCAACUUCUUUCCGUGAAACAUAUCUAAAGUCCCUUUUACAUUGUAAGUCUAUUUUAAAUAGAAUCAGUACAAAAUGUACUUUUUAUUUUGUCACCGUCAAAUCAGGUAAUACAAUAUGAAUUUAAUAAUGGAUUUUUUUAUGUAAUUUGAGUGUUAAAAUCUGAAUUUUAACAAAUGAGUGUUAAAUUUGGUAAUGCAAGAAAAAUGUUUUAAAAAGUAAUUGAUUUCUUACAUAACAAAAGUUAUUUUGUUGUGUAAGAAAUCAAAAUCAAAUCAAAUUGUAAAUGGCACUUUCGUUGAUGACACUCCCAUGAUAUGCGGGCGACGGGGGGAAAGACUGCGCGGUUGUGAAAUCGUGCGUGCGGGGAAGUGGGGGUAUUCGUGGGUUUUCGUUCACCGCUACACGCCCCCCGGCCCGCGCAGAACAUUGGGAGUGUUACGAACGAAGUUGCCAAGAUAUAGUCACUUCUGGGGAAGACGCACCGCUAAGCGAUUCAGCGUUAUACUAUGAUUUCGCAUAGAAACCGUAAGGGGUAUGGGUAGAGUAUACUUGCACCUCUUCCAAGUAAGCCACCAUCUUGGACUGCAUCAUCACUUAACGUCAGGUGAGAUUGCAGUAAACUAUUUUGACAUUCAAUAAAAAAGUUGUAAGUAUGAAUGUAUAAAUACCAAUAAUCUCAGAAUAUAGAAAACUCUAGAAGAUGUGAGCGCGCAUAGAAAUGAAGUCGUUGAAAUUACUCUUUUUAGGUGUAAUUUCACGUUAGUCAGUCUAUGUAUGUGUUGUGUGACGUACUAUACAGGUACAAUUUUUGGACACAAUAUGUGCUUUAUAAUGACGGCGGAGUUUCUGGUGGUCUCUGUAUUCUGAGCCAUUAAGGUAUACAAAAAAAAUAUCUGGGCUUAAUUCAAAUCUAAUGUGUAUUUACGUGGAAUUUUUCUAUGUGUUAUCAAAUGUUAAAUUUUGUUAAAGCUUGAUUUUAUGCCUUGAGUGUAAAAUUCGUUAAUUUCAAAAGCAAAGAAUGAAUAAGCAUUUAUGUUACUGUGGAAUAUUUCUAUUAUCAGUGUAAUAUAGAGUGCCCAAUUUGAAAAGAUUACAGUGUUUAUUCUCAAUAUGAUUACCAAUGUUUUACUUUUUGGUAUAACUAUUAUGUAUUUCUACUGUUAAUAAAUAUAAUAUUUUAAUUUAUUAGUCUCGAAAAAGCUGAUUUUGUUAAACUGUAGAAUUACACGCUCAGAAUGUAGGUAAUUUUAACGUAAACUAUAUUUUUACUAUCGGUUUAUCUAACUAAGCAUUUAUAUCAAACUAUGGAGUAAAAAAUGCCGUGCUCAAAUUGGAAAAGGUUGCAAUGUUUUUUUUUAAACUAAAAUUUUAAAUGAUUAACUAAAUUUAACAUUUAUUUAAAAUAAGUAUUAUGUAAUUCGACUGUUAAUAAAAAUGAAAUUUAAAUUUAGUCUCAUGUCGGCUUUUGUUAAACGUUAGAAUAGCCUUUUACGUUUUUCGAUGACAGUUGUUGUUUUCGAUGAUUGUUAUUGAUGUUAAAAUGUGGAAUUCGAUUGUCUCAAAAAUGUAUGUUUUACAUAAUGUUGACAUAAAUUUUGCACAUAAAAUUAUUCUCGGAAUAGACAUUUUCGUUUUAUCCCAUGUGGAUGAGCAGUGACUAAACUGCAGGCUAGCUGCAAAAUUAUGUAAAAUUGUGUUUUAUUUGUAACUUGCAUGCAGUUAGUCUUUAUAUUCUCGACGAACUAAUGAAUCACGGACUAUUUAAUUAGAUACCGCAAGCUGUGACGUCAUCGUUGGUACCAAAAAAUAAUCGUUUGCAUUUAACACUAUUCAACGAUAAACCGGUAUCUAGCUAAAUAUACGUCCUUGGGUUUUGUAGUUACACAAUGUUUUGUCUUCUUCUUUCACAUGUCAAAUCGCUGACGACAGAGUGAGAGGAAAAUGUAUACAAGUGUAGUAUUUGUAUAGAGAUUGUAUGAAUAGUAUUAUAAAUACGAUAUUUUAAACAUGGACUUUUUAUUUUAUUUUAGCUAAGUUUUAUCGAGUAACUUGUAAAGUUGUUUUAACGGGCAUGUUAUUUAUAUACAAGUUGUGGUCAAGGGCGAACUUAUAAAGAAUAAAAUAAUAAAAAAAAGUUGACUAUUUAGUACAGAGCUUUUAGAUUUUACUAGCGGUCGCUCAAUGACUUCGUCCACGCUUAAUUUGGAUUUUUGCAAUUUGAUUUAUGUCAAAUUUUUGAAAAUAAAUUAUAGCCCAUGUUACUUUCUGUAGUUUGUAUUUGUGAAAAAUGGUUAAAUUCGGUCCAGUUUUUUCGGAGAGUCAAACGUUUACGUUGUUUAUGAACGAAGUAACCAAACAUUUGUUAACUGAAACGAUACUAUAUUUGAUAACUGGACGUCUUUGUUAACUGUACUAAGCAAAUGUGUCCAAAAUGCGUCCACAAUAGUUUGAAUUAACUUGGCGUCCAACCAAUCACAAGUUACACGCACCUAUAGUGGACGUAGAUUUUUUUUUAAAGAAGAUUUGCUAUAUCUUUUUAAAUAUGACCAAUAUUCCCAUUCCCCUCCAACUAGUCGGGAAAGACUGUGCUAGGAGUGGGUACGACAAUAGACCAACGGGGCGGGGAUCGAACCACCACCCCUCGAUGAGUACGACCGCUCUUACCGUUGAGCUAUUGAGGCUCAAAGAUUGGACGCGAUUGUAAAGCGCUCUUGUUGCAUUACUCCUUAAUCAUUUUUUGGCUGGUAGGAGGCUUCGGCCGUGCCUAGUUACAUCCCUACCGACUAAAACGUAGCGCCAAGCGAUUAAGCGUUCCGGUACGAUGUGUAGAAACCGAAAGGGAUGUGGAUUUUCAUCCUCCUUCUAACAAGUUAGCACGUUUACAUGUCAGAUUGCAUCAUCACUUACCAUCAGGUGAGAUUGUAGUCAAGGGCUAGCUAACAAAUUGAAAAAAAAAAUCAGCCAUUUUGUACCAUAUUAAUAGACGAGAUAGAUUAUUUACUUAUAAUUGAUAAUUCGUCCGUGUUUCGUUUACGUAAAAUGCUUGCCCUGAGUCAAAGUUCUAGGCAAGCCAAUACUUGUAAUACAGCUGUGUAUUUGAUAACAUGACCGUGUAUAAAAAAAAUAAUAUAUAGAUUUUUUUUUCGAAAACGCUUUUGCGUGGAAUUAUAGUGUUCUUUAAUAUGGAAUGGAAAAAACAAUUUACAACUGUAACUAAAUGGGACAAAACUAGUUUUUAGUUCCAGUUCAAUCGAAUGCAAAGAAAUAUAUACAGUACUACGAUUUAAAUUGUAGAUUUGAGUCUGGAAUGGCCAGAUCUUCGUAAUUUUAUUAUAAGUCAGACCAUGUUCCUACGCCGAGGCACGCACUGUUUGAAUGCCCAGGUACCACAGAUGUAAGAGCAGCCGCUGAAGGUACUAAUGAGGGAGUAAACGCAAGUAACCUCAUCUCACGUAUGCUGUCAAGUGAGGAGCAGUGGCAGAAGUACGCCCAUAUGCUACGAACCACAAUGAAAAGAAGGGAGGAAAAAGAGACAGAACAAAAGAGAGAGAGUGAAAGAAAACAACAGGAAGGUCAGCACGAAGAAAUGCAUAGCGGUUCCGUGCUGACCAUGGAGUCCAGGGAAGGUUAUUUUUAGUCCGUGCAAGUCGGACAUACCCUGCCGACUGUCGGCAGAAGUCCGGAGGGAUUUUUUUCCUCCCUGAAAAAAAAAAAAAAAAAAAAAAAAAAAAAAAAAAAAAAAAAAAAAAAAAAAAAAAAAAAAAAAAGACCAUGUUCCUACCAUAGGUAAGUUACUUGCAACUGUGUUUUUAAUGUAGUAAGUUUUUAAGGACCAGCAGAUUAAUUCACUAACUUUGACGUAAAGUUGACGUAUACGAAAUUGAAAAAUGAAAAAUGAAAAAAUCUUUAUUCGUCAAAUAAGAAAUUGAGAGUCUAUGUAAUAAAUGUCAGCCAGUGCCUACUGACAACCAUUCGUGGAUAUCAUACAGUAGGUAGAUGUCAUUUCUCAACUACAGUAGGUAGAUGUCAUUUCUUAUCUGCCUGAUCAACAUCCUAGCCAAAGUAUAUGAGACACUUUUGAACACUAGGCUCAUACAUGAGGUCGAAAAAAAUGGAGGUCUACAUGAAAACCAAUACGGCUUCAGAAAAGGAAGGACUACGAUUGACGCAUUAAAGGAAGUGAUAAGAUUAGCAAGACAGGCACAAAAGAAUAAUCAUUGGAACAGCCUAGUACUGGUAGAUGUUCGUAACGCAUUUAACACGGCAUCCUGGCCGAAAAUAGUAUAUAAACUUAAAAAACGGCAAAUUAGUAGUUACAUAACAAACACCAUAAUGGACUAUCUAGAGCAUAGAUAUAUACAAAUUAAAAAGGGAGUCCAAGUCAAGAUCGGUGGGGGCGUACCGCAAGGGUCCGUACUCGGUCCAACUCUCUGGAACAUAAUGUACAAUGACGUAAUGUCAGUGGAAGUGCCGGAGGGUGUCAAGUUAAUAUGCUAUGCGGAUGACUUAGCAAUUUCAGUGACUGCUAAAAAUGCUGAAGACCUAAUUAGAAAAGGUAACGAGACCCUUUACAACAUAAUGCUCUGGAUGGAGUACAAUGAGUUAGAGAUAGCACCCGAAAAGACCGUGGCUAUUAUUUUUAAUAGAAGGCUGAAUAGGGACAACGUCUUUAAAUGUGGAACUACAGAGGUAAUACCAGCCCCUAACAUCACUUACCUGGGAGUGAUUCUUGACACAAGUCUUAACUUUGGUAAACACAUAAAUAAAGCGUGUAAGAAAGCCCAAAAAACCACAAGGGCCCUCAGCACGAUUUUACCAAACACUCGCGGGCCCAGCUCAGGGAAACGAAGGACACUGGCUCUGGCAAUGCAGUCUACAAUAAUGUAUGCAGCACCAGUAUGGGCAACAGCAUUGGAUAAAGAAAUCUAUAAAAGGACAGUGCUGAGUGCCCAAAGAAUAAUGGCUUUAAGAACGUGUUGUGCAUACAAAACCAUCGCCACCGAUGCUGCCCUCGUUUUAGCGAACCUCAUACCAGCUCACCUGCUGGCUCACGAACGGACAUCCACGUACGGACAACUGCCAGAGGAAAGAAAUAAAGCUAGGGACACUACACUACAGAAGUGGCAAAAUGAGUGGGACCAGUCAACAAGUGGGCGCUGGACUCACAGACUGAUUUACGACAUACAGGGGUGGGUGAAUAGAAAGCAUGGACACCUAACAUUCUGGAUGACACAGUGCUUCACAGGGCACGGAGUCUUUAUGCAGUACCUGAAACGCAUAAAAAAAAGAGAUUCCGCUGAAUGCAUGUACUGCCCAGGGGAAGAUGAUGCGGAACACGCUAUAUUUCACUGCCCAAAUUUUGAACAACAGAGAGAAAUAGUAAAACGUCAAGUUGGGAGCAAAAUAGAAGUUGGAAAUCUAACCAGCAUAAUGCUGGAGACGAAGGAGAAAUGGGAAGCUAUAAGUUUUUAUCUGGAAGGAAUUAUAAAGUGUAAAGAGAAGGACGAAAGUGAAAGAAAUAGAGCUCGGUGAUACAUAGACAGGGGUGUUGGUGGUAGGUCGAAUUGGCAGGAACACCAACGCCUUGGGGUCAGGAGGGGCUUUUUUUAGCCGGUAGGAGUCCGGCACUAUCCGGUUCAGGAUGUCCAUGAGGAUUUUUUUACUCCUGAAAAAAAAAAAAAAAAAAAAAAAAGUUGAUUUAAUAUAUAUUUUAAUAGGUUGUCGAAAAAUUAUGAAAGAUAAAGACAUAAAGACGAAAUUAGUGAAUAGGCCAGCUGGGUGUGGACCUUUGUGGACUCUAAGAAGAGGUUUGACGGCCUCCGUGGCGCAGUGGUAUGCGCGGUGGAUUUACAAGACGGAGGUCCUGGGUUCGAUCCCCGGCUAGGCAGAUUGAGAUUUUCUUAAUUUGUCCAGGUCUGGCUGGUGGGAGGCUUCGGCCGUGGCUAGUUACCACCCUACCGGCAAAGACGUACCGCCAAGCGAUUUAGCGUUCCGGUACGAUGCCGUGUAGAAACCGAAAGGGGUGUGGAUUUUCAUCCUCCUCCUAACAAGUUAGACCGCUUCCAUCUUAGACUGCAUCAUCACUUACCAUCAGGUGAGAUUGUAGUCAAGGGCUAACUUGUAAAUAAUUAAAAAAAAAAGGUAAUAAGAGCAAUCAAUAUUUACUUUUUUACAUUUCCUUUAUAAAAGCUGAAGUAUAGUAGAAAAUCGUGGUUAGAAGCAUGGGCUGACAAUUAUUUUUUUUAAUGCCGUAGAUCUGACCAUCACAGGUUAAUAUAGUCCAUCAUGGUCUCGGCAAUGUUUGCAUAAAUUUUAUAAUAGGAUUACUAUUUAUAAUACGAUACUUCUCUUGUUGAUAACUGAGUUAUUACAAUAUAAUUAUUAUUUUUCGAUUAGUAUUCAAAAUUACCUACCUACUUUUGCCGAAAGCACAUUAUUUAAAUCGCAGUACUGUAUGGAGAUUAUUCGUUCGGUUUUACAUCGGUUCAAUAUUGUUGUUGAUAGUCAUUUUUGUCUAAUAGUCGUUUCGGUCGCGCCUAGUUACCUCGCUACCAAAGAAUCAUUUAAAAGAACCCGGUAACUCGAACUUUUGGAGGGAAAUCCAUACUAUAGAAUUUCUCAAAAAACAAUAUAUUUACCUUAUUUUACAAAGAGUGAUUUGUUUUAUUUGUUUGUUGUGAAUAGAUUACAAAAAGACUGGGCGGAUUUUUAAAAAAAAUUUUUCUUACGAAAAGCGACUGUAUCAUCGAGUAACAUGGACUAUACUUAUCAUCAUAUUCCCACGUUGCCAGGCGUCUGGAUAAAGCUGGACAUAGUCAAGCUUUUUGAUUGCGUGUCCGGCCAAAACAAACUACGUCCGGCUUUUGCUAGGCUAGGCAAUUCUAGAACUUAAUUUUGACUAAUGACUUUAUUUGAAUGAUUAAUAACAAUUAUACUAAAACUGGUUCGAUUUUAUUUAUAUUUAACAUUGACCUCUUAUAAUAAAAGGACGCACAAUCAUGUACAAAAUGUCACUUAAAAACUGGCCAAUUUUGCUUUACAGUUUUAGGAUUAUUGGUAAAAAAAAAGUUAUACUUAAAAGCCUUUAAAUAUAGUCCAGUAUUCAAUAUAAUACCAAAUGGAGAGCAAAUUCAACCUUAAGGAUUGAAUUUAAGGUUGAAUUUGCAAAUGCGACUACUUGAAUUGAGUGCCAAGAAGUUGUGUUUGCCACUCAUUGAGUGGGGACGUUUUUUGGUCGCUGAUUGUGCAUCCACUUUUUAAUAGGAGAUCGAUAAUAUUUAAUUUAUAAUAAUAGUCAUAGAAGCUCAUUUUACAAACUUUUUUUGUCGUAACCUACAGAGACAAAAUCCUCAAAAAUGUGUCCGGCCUUUUCACCCUAAUGUCCGGCCUAGUCCGGACUAGUCUGUCCGGCUAUUGGGCUUGGCGACCUGGCAACCCUACCGGGAAUGGCAACUAUGUGGGUGAAACUGUGGGUUUGCUAUUUUAACUAUAAAUACAUAACAUAGAACCGGCGCCUUUUUGAGACUCGGUUAAAAACCGAAUUUAUAUUGGUUUGUCUUUUAAAAUCUUCACAUUAAAAAUACCUGAGUAUUAAACUUUAUAAAAUUUUUAAUGAAAAAAAUUCAACCGACUUCCAACUCAAAAAUUAACUUAAACUAAAAAGCAAAAAAUAACAUCUCACCUAUGUGAUUAAUUUGAAGGCGGAGCCAAUCCACUGAAACAUACGUACAGCCGAAUGUAGAACCUCCUCCUUUUUGUAAGUCGGUUAAAAAUAUGACAGUGUAUAGAACUGAUGCAAACUGAACCUGUUAAUCUCGAAAUUAUGUUAAGUCUUAGAAUAAGUUUUGUUAAAUAAAGUAAUUAAGUUCAAUAUAGUUGUGCGACCUGUGCAAUCUUCCCAAAAAAUAUCGAAUACGAUGUACCGAAGAUGCAGACGAUACAUGUGCAAAUGAUAUCAAUAAUCGUGUACAAAAAUAUUGUAUUGAUUUUUUUAUUUAGAAUAAAUAUAGAAAUAUUAUAAA